AUGUAUGGACGUGAGGUAGAAGAUACAGAAUUUAAUAUGAAAUUAACAUAUGUUAUAUGGAAAUUUGAUUAUAGACUCAGUAAACUGGUAAUUGACUCAUUAUUGCCAAAGCUACAAUUUGAACAUUUGAUGAGCCUCAGUGAAAUGGAUGAUUCAACUACUACCUGCUUGAUCAAUCCAGAUCCUGAUUGGCUAGUUUUAGUUAAUGAUAAUGAUAUGCUUUUGGUAAAGAGCAUUGGAAAACAAACAUUGGUUAGUCCUCAUGAACCACAAUUUAUUUGUGAGUCUCCUAAAUAA
This is a messenger RNA of Entrophospora candida, 297 nucleotides long. The record is from the annotation of a GenBank genome assembly. NCBI's taxonomy places the organism in Eukaryota, Fungi, Glomeromycota, Glomeromycetes, Entrophosporales, Entrophosporaceae.